GAGAGAGAGAGAGAGAGAGAGAGGGAAAAAGAGAAAGAAAGGAUAUAAUCAGGGGAAACAAUCGACGGCACGUAAUCCGACGUCUCCGUGACACGUCUGUGAAGACCUCCGAUGUCUAGUGCUGAGGCGGCGGAGUGCUCCGUUGAUCCCCCAGCCAAGAAGCGACGCCUUGCUGCUGCCAGCACGGGAGGAGCCGACGACGAGCCGACAACAACGAACGCGGUGGAGAUGGACAUAGAUAUGGCGAAGAAUGGCUCCACGAGUUCCAGCAGCGGCGGCACCUCGAGCGGCGCCGGCCGGGUUCGACGUAGGUCCUCCGAAAUCGACGAGGGUCUGUACUCGCGGCAGCUCUACGUCCUUGGCCACGAUGCUAUGCGCCGCAUGGCCUCCUCACAGGUGCUCAUCUACGGCCUCGGCGGCCUCGGCGUCGAGAUCGCGAAGAACGUCAUCCUCAGCGGCGUCAAGUCCGUCACGCUGCACGAUCACGCUGUGUGCCAACACUCCGAUCUCAGCUCGCAGUUCUAUCUCACCGAGGCGGACCUAGGUCUGAACCGCGCGUCUGCGUGCUGCGAUCGCCUGGCCGAGCUGAACAAUUAUGUACCCACUAAUUGGUACACCGGGCCAAUGUGCGAGGAGUACAUCCAGCAGUUUAACGUCGUGGUGCUGACGGAAACGACGCUGGACGAGCAGCUGCGCAUCGCGGAGAUCACCCAUGCCAAUAAUAUAGCUCUCAUAAUCGCCGACACCCACGGCCUCUUCUCGCAGGUGUUCUGCGACUUCGGCGACACCUUCACAGUGGUGGACACGAACGGCGAGCCGCCGGUGAGCGCGAUGAUCGCCAGCGUCUCCCGCGACAGCGAGGGCGUUGUCACGUGUCUGGACGACACCCGCCACAGCAUGGAGGACGGCGACUACGUGACCUUCUCCGAGGUGCAAGGCAUGACUGAGCUGAACGGAUGCGAGCCGCUCAAGAUCAAGGUCUUGGGACCGUACACCUUCAGCAUCGGCGACACUUCUAGGUUUUCCGAGUACGUACGCGGCGGCAUAGUGACUCAAGUGAAGAUGCCUAAGAACUUGCACUUCGAGCCGCUGAAGACGGCCCUGAAGAAACCCGAGUUCCUCAUCACGGACUUCGGCAAGUUCGACUAUCCGGAGCAGCUGCAUCUGGCCUUUCUGGCGCUGCAUCAGUACAAGACUAAUGAGGGCAGGCUGCCGCGACCGUGGAACCAGGCGGACGCCGACGAGUUUCUCACCGUCGCCGAGAAGGUCAAGGAUAGCUACGGUUUCGACACUGAAAUCAAUAGUGAAUUACUGGCCACGUUCGCCAAGGUGUCCGCCGGCAAUCUGAAUCCCAUGAACGCCACGAUCGGCGGCAUCGUUGCUCAGGAGGUGAUGAAAGCCUGUUCCGGCAAGUUCCAUCCCAUCUAUCAAUGGCUCUAUUUCGACGCCAUCGAAUGUCUGCCGGCCGAUCGUUCGGAACUGACCGAGGAAGACUGCUGUCCCACAGAAUCGCGUUACGACUCUCAGGUGGCUGUCUUCGGUCGGAAAUUCCAGUCCAAGAUCGGCAACUUGAAAUACUUCGUGGUCGGUGCUGGUGCAAUCGGUUGUGAAUUACUAAAGAACUUUGCGAUGAUCGGCGUGGGCGCGGAGAACGGUUGCGUCACGGUGACGGACAUGGACUUGAUCGAGAAGUCCAAUUUGAACCGACAGUUUCUGUUCAGACCGUCGGACGUGCAGCAGUCGAAAUCGUCGACGGCAGCCAGGGCCAUUAAGGGCAUGAACCGUGCCAUGAAGGUGGUCGCGCACGAGAACCGGGUGUGCCCGGAAACGGAGAAGAUCUACAACGACGAUUUCUUCGAGGUCCUCGACGGCGUGGCGAACGCGCUCGACAACGUGAACGCGCGCAUCUACAUGGAUCGCCGUUGCGUGUACUAUCGCAAGCCGUUGCUGGAAUCCGGCACCCUCGGCACCAAAGGCAACACCCAAGUGGUGGUGCCGUUCCUGACCGAGUCGUACAGCUCGUCGCAGGACCCGCCGGAGAAGAGCAUUCCGAUCUGCACGCUCAAGAACUUCCCAAACGCCAUCGAGCACACCCUGCAGUGGGCACGCGACAGCUUCGAAGGCCUGUUCCGUCAGUCGGCGGAGAACGCGGCGCAGUACAUCUCCGACGCGCAGUUCAUCGAUCGAACGCUCAAGCUGCCCGGUGUGCAGCCCCUCGAAGUGCUGGAGUCCGUGAAAACGGCGCUGGUCGACGAAAAGCCGAACACCUUCGCGGAUUGCGUGGCGUGGGCUCGCUGCCACUGGCAGGAGCAGUACAGCAAUCAGAUCCGUCAGCUGCUGUUCAACUUUCCGCCGGACCAGGUGACUUCGAGCGGCCAGCCGUUCUGGUCCGGUCCGAAGCGCUGCCCGGAUCCGCUGGCCUUCGACGUCAACGAUCCCCUGCACAUAGAUUAUAUCAUCGCCGCUGCCAAUCUCAAAGCCAAGGUCUACGGAAUACCCACGAAUCGCGAUAGAGAAGAGAUCGCUAGGAUUCUCGCCGCCGUCAAGGUCCCCGAAUUCACGCCCAAGUCCGGCGUUAAGAUAGCCGAGACCGAUUCACAGGUGCAGGUGUCGAACGGCAGCGGUAACAUCGAUCACGAGCGACUGUCGCAGCUGCAGGAGGAGCUGCCGAAGAUGGAAGAUCUGAACAGCUUGGCGAUCUACCCGCAGGAGUUCGAGAAGGACGACGACGCCAAUUUCCACAUAGACUUCAUCGUCGCGGCGUCAAAUCUGCGCGCUACCAAUUACAAGAUCUCGCCGGCCGAUCGGCACAAGAGCAAGCUGAUCGCCGGUAAGAUCAUUCCGGCGAUCGCCACCACCACCUCGGUGGUGGCCGGUCUCGUCUGCCUGGAGCUGUACAAGCUGACGCAAGGCGUGCGCGACUUGACGCUGUACAAGAACGGCUUUGUGAACCUAGCGCUGCCGUUCUUCGGCUUCAGCGAGCCGAUCGCCGCCCCCAAGCUCAAGUACUACGACAUCGAGUGGACGCUGUGGGACCGCUUCGAGGUGAAAGGCGAGCUGACGCUGAAGGAGUUCCUCGACUACUUCAAGGAACGUCACAACCUCGAGGUGACCAUGCUGUCGCAGGGAAUCUGCAUGCUGUACUCGUUCUUCAUGGCGAAGCCCAAGUGUCAGGAGCGCAUGGGCCUGCUGAUGUCGGAGGUGGUGAAGAAAGUGUCGAAGAAGAAGCUGGAGCCGCAUGUGCGCGCCCUCGUGUUUGAGUUGUGUUGCAACGACGACGAUGGGAACGAUGUCGAGGUGCCGUAUGUGCGCUACACUCUGCCCUGACUCACCCGCGCGAUUCCCGAUCGCGCCAGAUGAUGUCUACUUAACUGAGACAGCCGUAUAUAGUGAUUUCUACAAAUUUCUAUUUUACGACGAUGUAACACACGAGGAGGUGACGUUGUUUGCUGCCGAUCCUCAUCUAUGGACAUCUAGUGUGAGGCACUCUCUUUCUUUCUGUAUAUUUUACUUUUUUUUUCUCACGCGUUUCUACCGCCAGCGCUUAGUAGUAGUGAUUUUUCAAGCAGUGUGCGCGCCUAAUAGCCAAGAUCGGUUUCUCCGGUUUUUUUUUUUUUUUUUUUUUUCCGUUUAACAAAAUGAGAUUCGCGUGAGCAAGCCUCGUCUUCGGACUUUUUUUGAUCAGUAAACAAACACGAUGAUAUCCGGAAACCGAGAAAUCGUAUAAAUAUGUUCAAAUUGAUUUUUCACUCAAACUAACAUUGAACGAGCCCAUUUUUAUAUUUGUGGACGAUUUCGAAUAAACUUUGCAACUUAAAAAAUAUGUUUCUUAAAUUAAAAUUACUCUACAAAUUUAUGCCGUGAAUUCGAAUUAAAUUAUUAUUGAAAUUAAUGCAGGACUCUUAAGAAAAAGUGUAUUUCUCACUGUUUCGACAUAUGCAAAAAUCAGUUGCGUUGAGUCUCUUGUUUUUCAUAAUCCAAUAUGUACAAUCGCAUCGACUAAUCUAUGGAAUUUCAGUUUAACUUGUUAAUUAAAUUGAAUUUCUGUCUUCUCUCUGUUGCUGUCUCAUUUUGCUUACGACGUGCUCUAGUGUCGCAAUUGAAUAAAGAAAAAGAAAAAAAAAGGAGAAAAAAGCGAAAUCGCAUACAAUGCCAAAAUUUCUACGAGGAAGAAGAAUAUAAACGUUAAACAGUUCGAUCCGCAUAGGUAAUUUUUCAAGAGACGACGAGUCUACUAGCUCACUCCACACACACACACACACAUACCGCUCUAUUGUAUAGAAUGGGAUGUAAAUUAAACUAGAGAUAAAAAAAUGAAGAUUCGAGGAUCUUUAAAUAUUAUUGUUAGCCCACUUUAAACGUAGUUUCCUAGUGAGAUGUGAGUAAUCAAUAUCGAAUUUUUAGCAGACGCAAUAUGUCUUGCCACUCUUUUUUCUCCUAUCUCCCUUUCUUUUUUGCCCUUUGUUUCCCGUGGACGAUUAUUUUAAUAGCGAGGGAACAAUUAACUACUAUAUCCUUGGAUGCAUUCUCCCUUUUCAUCCUUUUUUUUUAAGGUUUUUGAUAAGCGACUCGCUAUACACACCAAGAAUUUAUGUAAUGGAUAUAAUUCCAUCAUUCUGGUCUGAUUUAUUCGCUUUGCAACGUCUUUCUUGAAAAAUAAUAGUAAUAGUAAUAUUAAUAAUAUUAAUAAUAUUAAUAAUAAUAAAUAAUAAUAAUAAUAAUAAUAAUGAAUAAACUAUUGGCUAAGGCUGGUUGUUGUUACGACGGAUACAUUGCAUUUAAAUUUAUAAAAAGAUGUCUUUGAAGGAAAGAGAAGCUUCUAAAAAAAGAAAAUAAUAAAAAUAAAUCGCAUAUACUUUAGACCAAGGAAGAUAACAAAAAAAAAAGAAGGAAAGAUAUUUUGUUAAUUUUAAGGUAUAAUGCGGAUAUUUAUUAUAUAUCAUUUCGUCGAUAGAUAACAAAUAGAUGUGUUUGGAUUUAAAGAAGUAUGAAAUAUAAUAACUGAAAAAUAAAGUGGGAAGUAUC
Messenger RNA from Linepithema humile (Argentine ant), 5025 nucleotides. It is a transcript of the gene Uba1, whose product is annotated as ubiquitin-like activating enzyme 1. Lineage: Eukaryota; Metazoa; Arthropoda; Insecta; Hymenoptera; Formicidae. Gene Ontology annotation, molecular function: ubiquitin activating enzyme activity. The record is from RefSeq and is a predicted model, not a curated record. Gene Ontology annotation, cellular component: nucleus; cytoplasm. Gene Ontology annotation, biological process: protein ubiquitination; ubiquitin-dependent protein catabolic process; DNA damage response.